Molecule: messenger RNA, 2134 nt
Organism: Oryctolagus cuniculus (rabbit)
Lineage: Eukaryota; Metazoa; Chordata; Mammalia; Lagomorpha; Leporidae
Source: RefSeq, a predicted model, not a curated record
CCCCGCGGGAACCGCCCGCCCUCCAGGCUGAGGAGGUGAGAGAUGCUGCUUAUCUGGGAGCUGCACCUUCAGGUUUCAUAGUAAAAUAUCCAGUUCAUAUAUAAUAAAAGACCAUGCCUUGAAUUCUCUCAGCUAAGUCUAAAGGAUUCCUUUCAAGAUUUGUUUGUUCCCAGAAUAGAGAUAAUUCUGAUGCUGUACACCAGGAACAAUCUCAAUUGUGCUGAGCCACUCUUUGAGCACAACAACUCCCUUAAUGUGAAUUUCAACACAGAGAAAAAAACAGUCUGGCUUAUUCAUGGAUAUAGACCAAUGGGCUCCACCCCGUCCUGGCUUCGGAAUUUUCUGAGGGUUUUGUUGAAUAAAGAAGAUGUGAAUGUUAUUGUAGUAGACUGGAACCGAGGUGCGACAACAUUCAUUUAUAACAGAGCGGUUAAAAACACAAGAAUAGUUGCUGAGAAUUUGAGUGGGCGCAUUAGGAAUCUUUUGAAACAUGGAGCAUCUCUUGACAAGUUUCAUUUCAUAGGUGUGAGCUUAGGGGCUCAUAUUAGUGGAUUUGUUGGAAAGAUAUUUCAUGGUCAACUUGGAAGAAUAACAGGUCUUGACCCUGCUGGGCCCAAAUUCUCUGGAAAACCAUCCUAUAGCAGAUUGCAUUAUACUGAUGCCAAAUUUGUGGAUGUCAUCCAUUCUGAUGCCAAUGGUUUAGGCAUUCAAGAGCCCUUGGGACAUAUAGAUUUUUAUCCAAAUGGAGGGAAAAAACAACCUGGCUGUCCUAAAUCAAUUUUUUCAGGAAUUGAAUUUAUCAAAUGUGACCACCAAAGAGCAGUUUACCUAUUCAUGGCAGCUUUGGAAUCAAACUGCAAUUUUGUUUCAUUUCCUUGUCAAUCUUACCAAGACUACAAGAGUAGUUUAUGUGUGGACUGUGACAGUUAUAAGGAAAAGUCAUGUCCUAGGCUAGGUUAUCAAGUGGAGCUAUGGAAAGAUGUUUUAGAAGACAGAAUGAAAGGAUGGCCUACAUGGACCACUGUGUUUUUGGAUACUAGUGGCACAAAUCCAUUCUGUACCUAUUAUUUUGUUCUUAGUAUAAUUGUUCUGGAUAAGACUAUGAAUGAUGGCAUUAUUUCACUUAAAUUAUUAAACCAUCUUGGAGUGGCUGAAGAGCCAAAACUUUAUGAGUCACAGAAUACUGGAGGAGGCUAAUGCAUAGCCACAACCUUAAGGAAUGAGUUCUAUAAUAGAAGACCACUUAACAGGCCACCAGAAUCUGGAGGGGAAACAAGGCAGCAUUUGAAGGGAAGGUAAGAUGGUCAGGAAACAAGUUACUUUCAAAGGCAUGGAGAUCAGAAAAUACUCCCAUUGAGGAAUGGAGUCCUGACUGCAGGUCCUAGAGGAAGUGUCUCGGUUGUUCAGCAGGCAAGGAAACCAUGGGUCUUUAUUUACUUGACAAACAUUAUUCAUUAAAUAAAAGUUAAAAAAAAAACAAAAAAAUGUUUUACCAAUCUCAUUUUUUAUUUGUAUGAAAGAGAAACAGAUACACAUUUGGGGAUAGACACACAUUAGAGAGUUUGCAGGAGAGCUGGAAAAUUGAACAUGGUUUCAAAGGAGGGUCAGCAUAUUUCAUUGGUAAAGUCAGUAGGAAUUUAUGAUAGAUUGGAUAUGGCAGCUGAAAGAGAGGAUGGUAUAAAAGAUGGCCAGGCUGAAGCUAUUAGUCCAGAACUCAAUCCAGGUCUCCCAUGUGAGUGGCAGGUACCUAACUACUUAGGCUAUCACUGUGGCCUCCCAAAAUUAGCGGGGAGUUGGAGUCAGGAGUGGACCUGGGAUUCGAGCUCUAUAGGAGAUGUGGUCAUGAGUAGCUUGUUAUGUAUUGCAUCAAAGAGCUGUCCCUCAGACAAAUUCCAAUGAGUAUUUCUAGUGAACCAGGAGCUGUGCUGAGAGCUGGUGUAACUGUGAUGAACAAACAGACUUGCCUUUACCCUCAUUAGGAUUACAGGAUAAAGACAGGCAUAGAUUAAUUAAUUAGUUAACAAAAAUUGCAUAAAUAAAAUCCAUCCAUCAAAAAUGUCUUAAUACAAAUUAUAGUUUUUAUGGAAACUUCAUAUAGGAGAUACACUGACAAAUGUAUCUAUAGGCAUAUUAC